AUGUUUUUCGCGACACUUACACAUUCACUAUAUAUUUCGUUAGCAGAGACUGAAUCGGAUACAGACGACGAGGACAAUGAGUUGGUGUAUAUCCCUGGGCGGCUGGAGUUUGUAGUCAGUCACCCCAAGUUCAAGGCUGCGGCUUUACCGUCGAAGGGCAAAGAGAAAGCGGAAGAAGCCGUACCGGAAGAGCCCAAAUUUAAGCCUUUCCAAGGCGAGGGAAGGAGGUUAAAGUAGCUAUGUGGUAUCAGCUGACCUGCACCAGCCGAACUGGCUACCGAUCUCCGCAGACGCCUAAACAACGUCGUGCCUGUCUUACACUAGAAGGGUUUGUGCCAGCAGGCUGCUCUAGAGUAUUUACGAGGUAAAUACAAAUAAAAUUGCCGCGGUUGCCGCGAAAGACUGAAAGCGCGA
Sphaeroforma arctica JP610 is the source of this 414-nucleotide messenger RNA. RefSeq lists its product as hypothetical. The record is from RefSeq and is a predicted model, not a curated record. Bases 1 to 237 code for a protein of 78 amino acids. The transcript is spliced from 2 exons. NCBI's taxonomy places the organism in Eukaryota, Ichthyosporea, Ichthyophonida.